UUCAUAUAUUCAAUGGUUCUCACGUCAAUUUUGUCAAGUCAACCGUCAAAACAAAACAAAGAACACAUUUUUAAAUAAUUACGUGAAAUAAAUGUUACAAAAUAUUUUAUUUUAGUCUACAUUAAAUAUUUUACUUGGAAAUUUUUAAAUAAAAUCAACACUGGAAGAAAAUUUUAUUGGAAAUCGGAUAAAUCAAAAUAGUGGAUCCUAACCUAAAAAUGUUUCUAUAAUCAUAACAAGUGGUAAUUUUUAAAAAUGUUAAAAAUAUAUCAAUAUACAAUAAUAAAUGAAAUAUUAACAAGUGGUGAUUUUUAAAAAUAUAUAAAAUAAUUAUAUUGUUGAAAGCAAAGUGUUAUAAGAAGGCAAAUGUGUAAAAUAUCAUCAUGGAAAAGAAAAUGAAAAAUUGGGCAGAGGAUGUCUUCGAAACCUGGGGUGGUUACAUGGAGGCGAAGAAGGCGAAAUUAGAAGAACAAUUUCUGACAGAUGCAAAAACGGAGUUUGAAAAUACCUCAACAUUAUUUCAAGGCAUCGCAAUAUUCGUUAAUGGUUACACAGACCCCACAGCGGACGUUCUUAGACGAUUAAUGCUCGAGCAUGGAGGAGUUUAUCAUCAAUAUUUAAGACCCAAACAAACGACUCAUCUGAUUGCCUCAAAUCUUCCCUAUUCAAAAAUAGUCAUGUAUAUGAAGAGUAAAAAUCCUCUGCCACUCUGUAAACCUUCCUGGAUAACGGACAGUAUUAAAGCAGCAAAAAUUUUGGACUUUCGAAAGUAUUUACUCUAUUCUCAAAGUACAAGACAACAACCUCAGUUAUUUAAUGUUUUUAAAUCGAGUCCAAAUAGAUCCAUUGCUGAUAGCAAAAACCCUGGAAAAUCAACUUCUCAGUUGCAAACUACAAAAGGUUCGAAUUCAGUUCAGGAUCGUAAAUCAAUUUUAAAUUCGACAAAUAGUGAUGUAAACAGUCCACAGAGUCGAUUUCCAAGUGAGGGGGAUUUUUUGAAUAAGACAAAUAGCCAAACAAGACAAAUAGGUACAAAUAGCCAAGUUUUGAAGAAUUCGACUCCAAAAGCAAAUAAAGAUUCUUUAAGAAUAAUAUUAGAAAAGUUGGAUUCCCCAAAAUUGGAUGUAACCAAUCAGGCGAAGAACGAAAAUUCAGUUCGAAAAUCUUCGGAACUUGCAAAUAAAUCAAAAAAGGAAAUAAAUGUUUCCAAACCGUCAGUGGAUGUAAAAACCUCCGACACUAACGAAUCAAAGGAUAAUUUAAAAAAUAAAUCCGCCCUGUGCUCAAAAAAUUCGGACUUCAUUUCCGAGUUCUAUAACAAUUCACGUUUACACCACAUCGCAACAAUGGGAGCGACAUUCAAGGACUACAUAAACGAACUACGUGACAAAAAUAAAGGCAAUUUUCCCGGACUCGACCGAUUGAUAAUGGAGAAAAAAUUCAAUCAACCGGGACCUUCGACAAAAGUCGAUUCCGAUUCUGAAGACGAUAUAUUUGCGACCGAUUCAAGUCCGAAUGAAACUCUACCCGAAAAUAUCAUAAUGCAUAUUGAUAUGGACUGUUUCUUUGUUUCCGUGGGAAUUCGAAAUCGUCCCGAAUUGAAGGAUCAACCAGUCGCUGUGACGCAUGCAAAGGGAAAUAAAUCCAAUGAAAAUCAAGAGGGUUCCUAUUCGGAAAUCGCCUCCUGCUCCUAUGAGGCCAGAAAAUUUGGUUUAAAGAAUGGAAUGUUCCUGGGUCAGGCACAGAAACUUUGUCCGAAUUUGAAAACGAUAAAAUAUGACUUUGAGGGUUACAAGGAAGUUUCUUAUGCACUUUAUAAUACGGUGGCUUCUUACACACUGGACAUCGAGGCGGUGAGUUGUGACGAAAUGUAUGUAGAUUGCUCGAAAGUUCUUUCUAAAGGGAAUGUGACGCCUUUGGAGUUUGCAACGUUUAUCAGACGGGAGAUUAAGGAGAAGACCGGAUGUCCUGUUUCCACAGGUUUUGGGAGUAAUAAACUGCAAGCGAGACUCGCUACGAAAAAAGCGAAACCCGAUGGUCAGUUUCACUUGACGGAAGAGUCUGUUUUGAAUUUUGUUGGGACUCUGAAUGUCAAGGACUUGCCAGGUGUUGGAUAUUCAACGACAAGUAAAUUAAAUGCAAUGCAGAUUAAAACUUGUUUGGAUCUUCAGGCAUUUGAAAUGUUUGCUCUGCAAAAAGAGUUUGGAAAGAAAACAGGCGAAUUACUUUACAACAUGUGCCGAGGAAUUGAUCAUUCAAAAUUAAAUAUGGAACAUGUGAGAAAAUCUAUUUCUGCCGAAGUAAACUAUGGAAUUCGUUUUGAGAACCAUUUGGACGCCGAAGAAUUUUUAAAGAAAUUAUCUCAUGAAAUCUGCACUCGAUUGAGAAAUGCAAACGCAAAGGGAAGAAACUUAACUUUGAAGUUAAUGGUUCGAGCUAAGGAUGCUCCCGUAGAAACAGCAAAAUUCAUGGGCCAUGGACUCUGCGAUUACUUCACGAAAUCGAAAAAUUUUAUUGCUGCCGUUGAUGAUCACUUAAUUAUUACCAGAGAAGUUCUCAGUCUAUGGAACCAAAUGCAACAAACACCGGAGGAAAUUCGAGGCAUUGGAAUUCAAAUAUCAAGACUCGAAAUUAUCAAACAUAAAUCGAAUUCCAAUGCUUUAGUCAAUUUUUUCAACAAAGCUAAACAAUCAACUUCGGACACGAACGAUACAGAGAAUAAUGUCUCCAAAAAAACUUCAGAAAUUUCCCCUAAAAAAUCCGAAUCAAUUGAAAUAAAAAACACCUCUAAAGUGAAAAAUCAUAAAUCAUUUUUUCCAGAAUCUAAUAUUCAAAAUAAACCAAACUCAACUUCCUUUUCGAAGAAUAAAUUAAUUCUCCCGUCGCAAGAAAUUGAUGAUUCAAUUUUAAAUGAACUACCGGAAGAUAUCAGAAAAGAGAUUGAAGCCAGUAAAACAAAGAAGUCAAACACCGAUAAAUGCCAGAAAGAAAAAUCCAAAGGAUCUACAAAAACGGUACAAAAUCAACCAGAGAUCUAUUUUAAAGAGAAAAAGAAUCUACCAAAGGGAAAAGUAGAAUUGCCGCCUCUUCAAGAAGUCGACAUGGCCGUCCUCGUCGAACUGCCCGAGGACAUAAGAAAUGAAAUCUUAAACGAAUACAAGUCUAAUAAGAAAUCCGAAACCGUUCCAUCGACAACAACCGAAUCUAGAGAAAUUUCGAAAGAAAUAUCGAAAGAUAUUUCUAAAUCUAAAAGUCACGAAUCAAAAAUAGAAACUAAAGUCGAAACCACAUCGAGACGACCAUCAAAUAAGAAUUUUAAUUACUUGACCGAUGAAAAAGACUUUUCCUUCUCUCAAGUGGACCCAGAAUUUUUAGCAGCCCUACCAGACGACAUGAGAGACGACGUACAAAUGUUCUGCAUGAUGAAGAGACGCGAGAAAAGUAACGCAGAGAAGAAAAAGUCUAUUGACAUAAAAUCAAAAAUACCAAAACCAAAAUCAACGAGAGGUAGAAAACCAAAAAAUUUUCAAACAAAUCAGAUAGAAAAAUCAAAAAUACCAAAACCAAAAUCAACGAGAGGGAGAAAACCAAAAAAUUCUCUUGUUAGAAAUACGGUGCCAGUUCGUGUGAUAGAAACAAAUCAGGAACAAAAUAAAUUCGAAUUAGUGAAACGUAUGGAAAUGGAAGAAAAAGAGCCAAAUACAUUAGAAAGAAUGGAGGAGAGAGAAGAGAAAGAAAUGACAGCUAUAAUUUCACACAUCAGAUCCUUUCCUAACACAAAGAAUGAUGUGAAAAGUGGAGGCCAGGAGGAAGCGUUGAGCGCUCUUGUUAAAUGUAUGUUCGAUUUGUCAACUGAUCAGAUCAGAAUGCAGAUACAAAGUUGGGUUUCCGAUUCGGAGUUUGUUAAUGAAAUAGACAUUUUAUCACUAGCCACAUAUUUGAGCAUGCUUCCAGGAAAAAAAUUAAUUGAAGAUCUACACGUUUUAUUAAAAUGCAUGCACAGAUGUAUAACAAAAUCUGGAAGUUGCGUUUGGCAUGAGGCAUACAGAAAAAUAGUGGAGCAUGUUCAACAUUAUAUGCAGAUCGAGUAUAAGAGUAGUCUAAUGGUACCAACGAUCAGAUGCAAUCUUCACAAGUGCAGGAGUGACAAUAUAUGUUAACUUCGGUUUUUCUUUUGAGAUAAAAUAAAUUAAUGUUUUUUUACAAUUUAUCUAAAAA
Molecule: messenger RNA, 4218 nt
Organism: Leptopilina heterotoma
Lineage: Eukaryota; Metazoa; Arthropoda; Insecta; Hymenoptera; Figitidae
Gene: Rev1
Product: DNA repair protein Rev1
Exons: 6
Coding region: 384-4160 (1258 amino acids)
Biological process (GO): error-prone translesion synthesis; error-free translesion synthesis
Cellular component (GO): nucleus
Molecular function (GO): DNA-directed DNA polymerase activity; deoxycytidyl transferase activity; damaged DNA binding
Source: RefSeq, a predicted model, not a curated record